GAAGGACCUGCAUUGGCCAACUUUGGGGUUACCGCUUCCGAGGCGAAGGCGAGCUCUGUAAGCCGUUCCUUUAAGGCGGUCGGCCUGCCCGAGGUUUCGAUUAGCAGAGGGCUCUCCCACUGCGCGUCUCCGCUCGGAGCCGUGAACUCCGCUGCUCCGUCUCCCUGCCCGGCGGGCUUCAGAGCCAUGGCAACGGAGGAGAAGAAGCCAGAGACGGAGGCCGCCCGAGCACAGCCCACCCCUUCCUCCUCGGCCACGCAGAGCAAGCCCACUCCCGUGAAACCCAACUAUGCUCUGAAAUUCACCCUGGCUGGCCACACGAAAGCCGUGUCCUCCGUGAAGUUCAGCCCGAAUGGCGAGUGGCUGGCGAGUUCGUCUGCUGAUAAGCUCAUUAAAAUUUGGGGAGCGUACGAUGGAAAGUUCGAGAAAACCAUAUCUGGUCACAAGCUGGGAAUAUCCGAUGUGGCCUGGUCGUCAGAUUCCAACCUCCUUGUUUCCGCCUCAGAUGAUAAAACGCUAAAGAUAUGGGACGUGAGCUCGGGCAAGUGUCUGAAAACCCUGAAGGGGCACAGCAACUACGUCUUUUGCUGUAACUUCAAUCCGCAGUCCAACCUCAUCGUCUCGGGCUCUUUUGACGAAAGUGUAAGGAUAUGGGACGUGAAGACCGGAAAGUGCCUCAAGACUCUGCCCGCGCACUCGGACCCUGUCUCUGCUGUCCACUUUAAUCGGGACGGAUCCUUGAUCGUGUCGAGCAGCUACGACGGGCUCUGCCGCAUCUGGGACACCGCCUCGGGCCAGUGCUUGAAGACCCUGAUCGAUGACGACAACCCUCCCGUGUCUUUUGUGAAGUUCUCGCCAAACGGCAAGUACAUCCUGGCUGCGACCUUGGACAACACCUUGAAGCUCUGGGACUACAGCAAAGGGAAGACUCGGGACUUAGCAGAUCGCGCAUCUGCAAGUUACGGCUGCGACCGCGUGGCUUUGCGCGGUGUCUCUGGAGUGCUUUUCAGAGCUAAGUGCCUGAAGACCUACACCGGCCACAAGAAUGAGAAAUACUGCAUUUUUGCGAAUUUCUCCGUCACGGGCGGGAAGUGGAUCGUGUCUGGCUCCGAGGACAACCUGGUGUACAUCUGGAACCUGCAGACCAAGGAGGUCGUGCAGAAGCUGCAGGGCCACACAGACGUCGUCAUCUCCACGGCCUGCCACCCGACGGAGAACAUCAUCGCGUCCGCCGCGCUGGAGAACGACAAGACCAUCAAGCUGUGGAAGAGCGACUGCUGAGGCGCCCCUGGCUGCCGAGAAGGCGGCGGGAGCAGCGCGGGAGGGCGGGGCCUCCGGCCGGNCUGGGCGGAGCCUCCGGCCGGGCUGGGCGGGGCCGCCGAGGACCGCCUGGCGGAGGGGCGUCCACCGCCGGGAAGUUCUAUGAGUUGCUGGUGACCUUGCUCGCCUCGCGCUCCCUCUCACACUGUUUCUAGUCCGUGUUGUGUUCAAACAGUCACCGCAAAUUUUUAAUUUUUUAUUACAUAAGGGUGAAGUUCAAUUCAUCACGAGUUGUGUUUUUUUCCAGUAAAUGUUCUGUACCUUCUCCGGUAUCUUACUGCCCAGGGCGAGCCGCCCCCUGGCCUGCCCCGCGGCCCCCGGCUCCUGCUGUGCUCGUGCCCCGUGUGCUCAGUCUGUCCGGAAAACAGAACGCUGUCAGGUUCUCUCCGUGUGAAGCCCUUCGUGUGUGGGCGUCCGUGGUUCCCGCGCGGGCGCGUGGCCUUGCACUACAGCCCCGCGCCCCCCGCGCCCCCCGGCGCUGUAAUAAAAGGCAGGAGUCUGCACAGUGUGGGACCGGGUUCUCGCUCGAAGCCUGUCUGCAGUUGGCCUUUUCUCGAAAAGUCUCCCUGACGGUGGGAAGCUGAGGAGCCCCUCGUCCCCCCCAGGAGGCCUGGCGCCGUGCAGGGGCUCCGGGUGCCGUGUGGGCCGGGGGGUGAGGGGCCGGGAGCAAGCCCGCGAGUUUAGUGGGAAGUAGCCAGCGGCCCUCACGGGUCCGGCUGAGCGUCGCAGGCGGCACGUGUGCCAAGGCUGGGCUGCAGGAGCCCGGAGGCUCAGCCCAGACUGGGGUGCGUCCCGCGCUGCCAGCCCCGGGACCCGCAUGGCAGGGGGAGCCGGGUGCCGCCCGCCCCGGUGGCCUGUGGGCGAGGAGGGCGCCUCCGGGGUUGUGGGUUCCUACGGGAGCGGGGGAGGCGGAGUGGGGGCGGUGCUGGGGUUGCCAGGCCCGGGGACCCCUGUGUGCCACGGGGCCCCCCCGCCCUGCCUUUCCUAGGGCUCCGGGUCCUGGGCUGGGGAAGUGGGGGCUGCUGUCCACAGGCUUCCUGGUUCCCCCUCCAGUGGCCGUGGUUGCUCAGCCAGGGGUGACGGCUCCCUUCUGUCCCCUGCCCCGUCCUCGGGGGCCGGCGGCCCAGCUGUGCCCAGAUGAAUUGCAGUAAAACGCAGUCAGCGCUGGGGCCGGGGAAGCCCGCUGGGCAGCGUGUUUUGUUAGGAAAGGUGGAGGCGGUGUGUGUCACCAGCGCUCCUGAGCCCUUGGGACGCUCCUGUCAGCUCUGGUGUGACAGCUCGGCCCUCGGAGCAGCGGAGAGGACGGGGGCGCCGUGCCCGUGGAUAUAGUUUAUUUUUUCUACGUUUGAAUUCUCUGUUGUAGAUUUGUGUAAAAAUACAUUCUCUCUUUAAAAAUAAAGAUUUUCAUGUCUUGUA
Molecule: messenger RNA, 2736 nt
Organism: Suricata suricatta (meerkat)
Lineage: Eukaryota; Metazoa; Chordata; Mammalia; Carnivora; Herpestidae
Gene: WDR5
Product: WD repeat domain 5
Exons: 16
Coding region: 187-1281 (364 amino acids)
Cellular component (GO): Set1C/COMPASS complex
Molecular function (GO): histone binding
Source: RefSeq, a predicted model, not a curated record